AGGAGGAGGAGUUGCGAGAAGGAGGAAAACCCGCCUGGUCGGCUCCACACUUUGCCUAGAUGCGUUUGGGUGUGGUGGGGAGGGGGUGACGGCCUCAUUUACAGACAGAGGCCGGGGCUGGCUUCUAGGCGACCGGGUUGGCCACUUUCACUGCGCUUCUGGGUUUGCUGGGAUCCAAGUUGACGCGACUUUUCCAGGAGUAGCUGGAAGACCUGAAUAGAAACUUUAGGGGUCCCAGGACUGGCGGGGCUUAGAGUGACUUCCCGCCCCGCUUGCCCUUCCAGGGAACGGCCUGGCUAGGGGUGCGCUUUGACGCAAGGAGCGCAUCGCUCUGGCUUGGCCGGGACCAGAGCUUGGGGGAGGCCUCCUUGUCCACUGCGAAGACUUUGGGGAAGGCGACGGCCAGGGGACGGACAUCUGGGGGAGGGCUGGGGGUCUGAAUGGCAGGAGCUGCACCGGGGGGCUGUGCGCGCUGCGCGGGUGUGCGCGCCUCGCCGGGGGCUGUCUCCACCUCUUCUGGCGAGUUGGACCUAUGAGUGCGCAGCUCCGCUUACAACUAUCAACAGCCGGGAAGGCUGAGCGCGUGUGAGCGCCGAGGGGGGCGCAGGACCCUCGCAACUUCUUCGCAGGACUCCAGCCUGGCCGCAGGCGCCCGCAGCCGUCCGAGAGCCCUGCGCCCGCGCCUCCCCUUGCGCACCGUGGCAGCGCCCGGCGGGCGGUCCUGCCAGCCCCGACGGGAUGCCCGCAGCCAUGCUCCCCUACGCUUGCGUCCUGGUGCUUUUGGGAGCUCACACCGCACCGGCAGCUGGGGAGGCCGGGGGCAGCCGCCUGCACUGGGAACCCCACUGCCAGCAGCCUUUGCCAGAUAGAGUGCCCAGCACUGCGAUCCUGCCCCCACGCCUUAAUGGACCUUGGAUCUCCACGGGCUGCGAGGUGCGCCCAGGACCGGAGUUCCUGACCCGCGCCUACACCUUCUACCCCAGCCGGCUCUUUCGAGCCCACCAGUUCUACUACGAGGACCCCUUCUGCGGGGAACCUGCCCACUCGCUGCUCGUCAAGGGCAAAGUCCGCCUGCGCCGGGCAUCCUGGGUCACCCGGGGAGCCACCGAGGCCGACUACCACCUGCACAAGGUGGGCAUCGUCUUCCACAGCCGCCGGGCCCUGGUCGACGUCACCGGGCGCCUCAACCAGACCCGCGCCGGCCGGGACUGCGCGCGGCGGCUGCCUCCGGCCCGGGCCUGGCUGCCUGGGGCGCUGUACGAGCUGCGGAGCGCCCGGGCUCAGGGGGACUGCCUGGAGGCGCUGGGCCUCACCAUGCACGAGCUCAGCCUGGUCCGCGUGCAGCGCCGCCUGCAGCCGCAGCCCCGGGCGUCGCCCCGGCUGGUGGAGGAGCUGUACCUGGGGGACAUCCACACCGACCCGGCCGAGAGGCGGCACUACCGGCCCACCGGCUACCAGCGCCCGCUGCAGAGCGCACUGCACCACGUGCAGCCGUGCCCAGCCUGUGGCCUCAUUGCCCGCUCCGAUGUGCACCACCCGCCCGUGCUGCCGCCCCCUCUGGCCCUGCCCCUGCACCUGGGCGGCUGGUGGGUCAGCUCGGGGUGCGAGGUGCGCCCAGCAGUCCUGUUCCUCACCCGGCUCUUCACUUUCCACGGGCACAGCCGCUCCUGGGAAGGGUAUUACCACCACUUCUCAGACCCAGCCUGCCGGCAGCCCACCUUCACCGUGUAUGCCGCCGGCCGCUACACCAGGGGCACGCCAUCCACCAGGGUCCGCGGCGGCACUGAGCUGGUGUUUGAGGUCACACGGGCCCAUGUGACCCCCAUGGACCAGGUCACCACGGCCAUGCUCAACUUCUCUGAGCCAAGCAGCUGUGGGGGUGCGGGGGCCUGGUCCAUGGGCACUGAGCGGGAUGUCACAGCCACCAAUGGCUGCCUACCGCUGGGCAUCCGGCUCCCGCACGUGGAGUACGAGCUUUUCAAGAUGGAACAAGACCCCCUCGGGCAAAGCCUGCUCUUCAUCGGACAAAGGCCCACCGAUGGGUCAAGUCCCGAUACCCCAGAGAAACGUCCCACCUCCUACCAGGCACCCCUGGUGCUCUGUCAUGGGGAGGCCCCUGACUUCUCCAGGCCACCACAGCACAGGCCAUCACUGCAGAAGCACCCCAGCACAGGGGGUCUUCGCAUAGCCCCCUUCCCACUUCUGCCCCUAGUUCUAGGGCUGGCCUUCCUCCACUGGCUAUGACAUUGGACUUGACAUCAGGAUGGCGGCUCUGGACACCCAUUCAACCCUUCAGACUCCCUCCUGGCAGCUGUAGGGAAGGAACCAUUCUCCUCUGCUCUGUCAUGGAUGGACGCACAGCCCCACUGCUUCCAAACUCUGCCUGUGUCCCAUGUGGCUCAGGACAUGAGCUUAACACCUGCAAAGCCUAUACCACAUCCCACAGCCCGGGUCCCCAGUCAAGCACUUGGAUGCGGCAGUGAUGUUCAUUGCUAUGUAAGUUUCUAAAGAUCACUCCCAAUUUUUCUACUUUCCUCAUCCUUGGCAGCUCGCCAACAGGUGCAGUCAGGGGGCCACACGGAACACCCCCAUCCCAUGCUCCCCCCAGUUCUUCCCAUCCUGACCCUUGGGAUUCCAAGAUGGGAGCAAGAGGAGACCCUGAGGCUCUGCCUAGGGACGAGGCCUAUAGUUCUGCCAUGUCUGUAGGUUGUUGUUUAAAGAUUAUUAAUUCGAAUUUAGCAAUACGAUCUCUAAGUGGUGCCAUGAAUUAAAGAUGCCACUUCGGGCUUUCAGUGCUUCUCAGCUUUUGGGCAAAGGGCUUGUGUCUUCAGGGGCAGCUCAGCUUUCCUGAGUCCCGACUGCUGGCAUUCGUCUGCAUUUGCCUGUGCUUCUGCAAGUCGGACCUCAAGCUGCCAACGCUGCGUGUGGAUAAAUCCAGUUUUCCCGGGCCAGCAUGCAAAAUGAAGAGGACUCCAUCUAAGCUGAGAAGCGUGGCCUCCCCAGAGCAGCCUGCGGCCUCCAAGCCUCCCUGGCCCAGGCAAAUGCCAGUGUGCACCAGGCUGGCUGCUGGGGGCAGGUCUUUGGAGGGGAGCAGCAUUUCCAGCCUUCUGAACGUAGUUAAUAGUAAUGACAGCCGUAACACUAACGUGCUCUGCAAUUCGCCCUGCCCAGCCAUCCUCGGUUGCCAAGAUUGCCUGUGCUUGCCUGACAAAGGAAGAGAAUCUCCGAAUGUGUAUCUUUGGGCCCACCCUAGGGAGAGGUCGGGGUCACCAGGCUACAUGGCGACAUCUGGGCAGCUCCGCCUUGCCCAGCCUCCUUGCCAUAAUCCUAAUAUAUUGGUGUCCUCUGCUCAGAGGGGACUGUCAUCAUGGUGGGAACAGGCUGUGCCUCCCCAGGGACUCUGCCCAUGUUCCCAGGGCCUCAUCUGUACACUGUGAAAUUAACUGGCAUCCUGGUGGGCUCAAGGGUUUUCAGGAGUGGGGGCCAAUGACUCACCCCCUCCUUCCUCCUCCUGAUCCCUAUCUCUAGCUCUUAUCACAGAUUUUGAACAAUUGUCUGUGAGGUUAGUGAUGGUUUCAGAGGGAAGCCCUUUUCCUCCCUGAGACUGUGUGGGGUUCAGUCAGCCUGCUGAAAUUGCUUCCACUUAUUACCCAUCCUUCCUCUUAAAAAAAAAAAAAGCCCACCAAGUUAGUAUUCUCUGUAGCUCUCAGACAGCUACGAGUGUUCCUGGCAUAUUUACCAAAGUACAAGAAAUCAUUACAUUAUUUACGGUCUCAGACUACAUCAGGGUGGGGGGAGCUCCUGGUGGGGAUGGCAGUGGGUGUCGAUGAUAUGUCCACGGCUGAGCAGGUCUUGUAUCCGAAGCUUGAAGUAACCAUGCCACCAUUUAUCAUCAAAUUUGAACCUUUUAAUAAAAUUAAACAGCCUGAAAAA
Molecule: messenger RNA, 3933 nt
Organism: Gorilla gorilla gorilla (western lowland gorilla)
Lineage: Eukaryota; Metazoa; Chordata; Mammalia; Primates; Hominidae
Gene: APCDD1L
Product: APC down-regulated 1 like
Exons: 4
Coding region: 739-2244 (501 amino acids)
Biological process (GO): negative regulation of Wnt signaling pathway
Cellular component (GO): plasma membrane
Molecular function (GO): Wnt-protein binding
Source: RefSeq, a predicted model, not a curated record